AUGUGGGAUCAGAGGUUGGUGCGUUUGGCGGUUGUGCAGCAGCUUCGGGCUGCCUAUGGAAUUAAGGUCAAGGGUGGCCGGGCGCAGAGCGAUCGCAGGAGACAGGAAACAGCAACCACGGAAAUAGUGGGUAAAAUAUUUGGAGUACCAUUAAAUGCAUUGCCCCAGUCCGUUGUACCAGAAUAUGGACAUAUUCCAAGUUUUCUUGUUGAUGCUUGCACGUCUUUAGAAGAGCAUGUUCAUACAGAAGGGCUUUUUAGGAAAUCGGGAUCUGUUAUUCGUCUAAAAGCACUAAAGAAUAAACUCGAUCAUGGUGAAAGAUGCCUGUCUUCUGCACCUCCUUGUGAUACCGCGGGACUUCUGAAGCAGUUUUUUAGAGAAUUACCAGAGCCCAUUCUCCCAACUGAUUUGCAUGAAGCACUUUUCAAAGCUCAACAAUUAAAAACAGAGGAGAAGAAUAAAGCUACAUUGUUGCUCUCCUGUCUUAUGGCUGACCACACAAUUGAUAUAUUAAGAUACUUCUUUAAGUUUCUCAGGAAAGUUUCUCUUAGGUCCAGUGAGAAUAAGAUGGAUAGCAGCAAUCUUGCUGUAAUAUUUGCACCAAAUCUUCUUCAGACAAGUGAAGGACAUGAAAAGAUGUCUGCUAACACAGAAAAAAAGCUACGAUUACAGGCUGCAGUAGUACAAACUUUUAUUGAUUAUGCAUCAGAUAUCGGGCAUGUUCCAGAUUUUAUCCUAGAAAAGAUACCAGCGAUGUUAGGUAUUGAUGGUCUCUGUGCUACUCCAUCGCUAGAAGGCUUUGAAGAAGGUGAUUACGAAACUCCUGGUGACUAUAAGAGAAAACGAAGACAAAGUGUAGGAGAUUUUGUUAGUGGAGCAUUAAAUAAAUUUAAAUCUAACAGGACACCUUCUAUUACACCUCAACAGGAAAGAAUUGCCCAGCUAUCCAUUUCACCAACAGUUCUUACACCAAAUGCUAAGCGUAAACUGCCGGUAGAUUCUCAUGGUUUCUCAAGUAAGAAGAGGAAGUCCAUCAAGCACAAUUUUAACUUUGAGUUGUUGCCAAGUAAUCUCUUCAAUAGCAGUUCUACACCAGUAUCAGUUCACUGUGAUACAAGCCCGGAAGGGUCAUCUCAGAGUUCAUUCUCUCCUGUCGCCAUCAGUGGAAACCACUUGAUCAAUACAAAUGUGCUAAGGCGAAGUAAAAGGCUUGCAAGCAAAAAAGUUUGCAGGGUGGAAUCAGGAAAAGCAGGCUGCUUCUCUCCUAAAAUCAGCCGUAAAGAAAAGGUUCGAAGAUCUCUUCGUUUGAAAUUUAAUCUAGGGAAAAAUAGCAAAGAUGGAAAUGAGUGUUCUGGUGUCAAAAGAUCUGAAAAUGUUGGUCGACGACUUGCAAAUCAACAAAGUUUAAAAACUAGGAUUGAAUCUGUAAAAACAGGUCUGCUUUUUAGCCCAGAUACUGAUGAAAGAUUAACAAAGAAAGGUUCGAAAAAGAUCAGUAAGUCAGAGGAAAACUUACUAACUCCAGAGCGACUAAGUGGAACAGAUUACCGGAUGUCUUGGAUAGGACCUAGUAAUUCAGAUUUUCAAGAAGUAGAUGGAAAUGAAGCUUCUCCAAUAGAUGGAACUCUUGAGGUGGAGAACUCUUCUUUGGAGCCUGAUAUGAUGGUUGAAAAGUCCCCUGUUAGCUCAUACGAGCUUACCCCUCCUAAUGCACACAGUACGCACAAUAACAACAUAACUGGCGGCUCUCUUAGUGGUGAUGAAAAUAACCUGACCACAGAGACUGUGGUGAGAAUUCAGAAAGCAUUUUCUGAAUCUGGAAGUAAUCUUCAUGCAUUAAUAAAUCACAAGCAGUCACCAUUAACUAAUGUGGAGAAAGUAAAAUUCAAUGAAACAUCUUCUACCAAAGGUAACCCAGAGAAAAAUCUCUUGAAAACUAAUUUGACUGUGAUAGAAUCAAAUGGACACCGUACCAGUAAUGAUGAAAAUCGCUUUUCAGAAAGUGACUUCUCACUACAUCAGCCUCAAAAAUUGGAUAGAGAAGGCACUAUAAAAUGUUACUCAACUCAGAUGAAGAUACAACUGGAAAACAACAUUCAUUUGAAUAUACCAAAAGAUUAUUUAAGCAAGCAGGAGUUGCCCAGUGAUGAACAUGUAAGGAAAAAAGAGUCCCCAGGGGAUACCCUCAAUACUAAAUUAAAGGAUAAUGAAAAUUUGAUUGAAGAGAACUUACUGAAACACACAGCUUCUAGGGAGGUUGUGGCUUGCACCUCUUCCUCGGAACAGAGCACGUGCAGUAGCACAAACCUGCCAAAACCUAGUCCUGUGGGAAUCAUUAAACAGCAGUCACUGGUGGAAACACGUGAUGAAACGGUUUCUGAAUGUUUACAAAUGACAGAGCAUGGAAGGGUUUCAGACCACAUACAGUGGUUUAACAAACUUUCUUUAAAUGAACCAAAUAGGACAAAAGUUAAGUCACCUCUUAAGUUUCAGCGUACGCCUGUCCGUCAGUCAGUGAGAAGAAUCAAUUCUUUGUUGGAGUAUGGUGGACCUCCUCCAAGGCAUAAAUUAGCAAGUCUUGGUGAUACUGCUUCUCCUCUGGUUAAAUCAGUGAGCUGUGAGAGUGCUCUUCCCUCUUGUAUAGAAAGUAUGACUAUGACAAAAGAUUCCUCCCUUCCAUGUACCAGAUCAGGUCCUAGAGAACAGAAGUCUACAUCUUGCAAGCAGUCAAAUAUUGAUAUGAUUUCAAAAUCAAGCAUGGAGGUAACGUCUACAUCUUUCUUACAAAUGAAGAGGCAUCCAAACUCUGUGAAUGCGUCUCUUGGGUCCACCAGAGUUUGUAAACAAGAAGUGAUAUCUAAUAAUCAAAUUAAGGUUCCCUUGGAUGAUCUAACAAACCAUGAUAUAGUAAAAUCUAUUGUAAGUAAUGAUAAGGUCAUUCCCCCUAGCGUAAGCAGCAGGGUCCUUAGAAAACCAUCAGAAAAAGAGAGGAUCUGGUAUAAAGGUUCUCCAAAAAAUCCUAUUGGAAAAGUUCAACUACUACCAACAAGUAAACCUGUAGACUUGUAA
This is a messenger RNA of Rangifer tarandus platyrhynchus (Svalbard reindeer), 3069 nucleotides long. Lineage: Eukaryota; Metazoa; Chordata; Mammalia; Artiodactyla; Cervidae. The record is from the annotation of a GenBank genome assembly.